AUGCAAUUCGUUCGUCUUCGCCAAGCGAGCUCGCUGUUGCUCUUGACAGCAGCGGUAGCUCACGCCACCCUGCAAAUUGUUCCUGGAGCAACUUGGACAGCAACCAAUACUGGACGCCAUAUCCAAGCUCAUGGAGCUGGAAUAAUCGAGGAGUCCGGAACCUAUUAUAUGAUAGGUGAGGACAAAACACAAGGAAGCCCAUUCCAAAACAUCAACUGCUACUCAUCAACCAACCUUGUCGAGUGGGAGUUUGAAAAUGCACUUCUGUCUCUGACUUCGAGUGGUGACCUGGGGCCUAACCGAGUCGUCGAGCGCCCCAAAGUCAUCUACAACGAGGGUACAUCUACCUAUGUCAUGUAUCUUCACAUAGACAGCUCAAACUACGGAGAGGCUAAGGUUGGAGUCGCCACAUCGAAAACUGUGUGUGGAGACUACAACUAUCUGGGUAGCUUCCGACCUCUUGGGUUUGAGUCCCGGGACAUUGGUCUCUUCCAAGACGAUGAUGGGUCUGCGUAUCUUCUGACCGAAGAUCGACCCAAUGGACUCAGAAUCGAUGCCUUGAGCGAUGACUAUCUCAACGUUACAGAGUCUGUAUAUCUUUGGGAUGAAAAUAUCGAGUCGCCUGCGAUCCUGAAGAAGGAUGGGAAAUAUUUCAUGUUUGGAUCACAUCUUACUGGCUGGAACCCCAACGACAAUGUCUACAGCUACGCUGAUUCUCUUUCUGGCCCGUGGUCCUCUUGGACUGAGUUUGCCGACGACGGGUCGAAUACCUACACUUCGCAGACAUCCUACAUACUGCCUCUGGGAGACUCGGCCAUUUAUAUGGGCGAUCGGUGGUUUUCAACCAACCUCAUGAGGAGCACCUAUAUCUGGCUACCGUUACAGAUUUCGGGAACCAGUGUCUACAUGGCGAAUCGCGUGAAUUGGGUCCCUCAAGUAAGCUCAAAAACCUGGACUACAGCGCCCUCGGAAAAUUGGUAUGAAGGUGAAGCGGCCACACUAUCUAAUGGUGCCGUUUCCGUCCAGUGCACUGGAUGCAGUGGUGGAGCAGCAGCCGGGUACAUUGGUGGCUCCAGUGGUGGAACAGCGUCUUUCUCCAGUGUCCACAGUGAUGCCACCACACGUACAACCAUUAGGCUCAAGUUCGCCAACGGAGACAGUGGCGAGCGCUAUGCCACGGUGGCAGUCAAUGGCAAGAAGCAGGCCAUUGCCUUUCUGUCCACAGGAACUGGACAAGACCCUGGAAGCAGCGUCAUCCACUGCGAUUUGAACUCAGGAUCUGCCAACACCGUUGUUAUAACUACGGAGGGAGGAUCCUACGGCCCUGACAUCGAUCGUAUCAUGGUGCCCGUGAAGUGA
This is a messenger RNA of Ilyonectria robusta, 1359 nucleotides long. Its product is annotated as galactan 1,3-beta-galactosidase. Bases 1 to 1359 code for a protein of 452 amino acids. Gene Ontology annotation, biological process: carbohydrate metabolic process. The transcript is spliced from 4 exons. Lineage: Eukaryota; Fungi; Ascomycota; Sordariomycetes; Hypocreales; Nectriaceae. Gene Ontology annotation, molecular function: carbohydrate binding; hydrolase activity, hydrolyzing O-glycosyl compounds. The record is from RefSeq and is a predicted model, not a curated record.